Messenger RNA from Hydractinia symbiolongicarpus, 1425 nucleotides. RefSeq lists its product as uncharacterized. The coding region runs from base 268 to 795 and encodes 175 amino acids. Lineage: Eukaryota; Metazoa; Cnidaria; Hydrozoa; Anthoathecata; Hydractiniidae. Gene Ontology annotation, molecular function: chitin binding. The record is from RefSeq and is a predicted model, not a curated record. Gene Ontology annotation, cellular component: extracellular region. The transcript is spliced from 4 exons.
UGGUAAUUAUAGUAACGUAAAUACGUUAACCAUUCCAUAAUGGCGGAUCGGGAAAUGCACAGAAUAAGAGUCAUGUCUUACGUAAGAAGCAAUUAAAUUUAUUUGCAACAAUUUGAUUGACAGGCUGGGUAAUGCUCAUUGUUUGUUACAUAACGUUAAUGCAUUCAACUGUGUAUAUAUACCUUUAAAAAUUACCAACAUAUCAAUUCAACAGAAACAUCAAAACAACAAGAACACCAAGAACUCAAAAAACCAAAAUAUUCAAACAUGAAGUCGCUGGUCGCUUUAAUCACUGUUCUCGCUGGAAUUGUAUACAGUAGCCCAUUAUUACGACUGACGUCCGACCCAACGGCGUCUCCACAACCUGUCGGUCCAUGUAACGCUUUGGAUCAAUGUGCCAUUUUCGGCGGUUUUAACGUUGGCAACUUCCGACUUAGCUCCGACCCACAUGUCUUUGUCACUUGCACAGGCACCGAAAUUAUCACAUGUCAGCGAUGCCCAGCUCAGUUAUUCUUCUCAAAUAAAUGUAACGCUUGUAUGGAAGAGGAAGAUGAUAGUCUAAACGUGUGCACAACCACACAACCCGUCAAUCCCGUUACAACACCAUCAUAUAACAUGAAUUGGUGCAAGGAACCACCAAGAAACGGUAAUCACGUCGGAAACCUCGCUGAUCCAGACAACGAACACUUCUACUUUGCAUGCGUGUAUGACGUCACCUACCACAUGCCUUGUGGAGCUGGUUUAGUUUACAACCAAACUUGUAACGCUUGUCUUAGCCCGGGAAGCCACAUAUAAACAUCCGAAGUAAUUUCAGGGUGUGUUUUGUGCUGGGAAGGUGUUUUUAAUUAUGGUCUAAUCGUGUUUAAUUUAUACUCUGUGUACUUGUGAAAAAAAAAAUACUUACUUUAACUUUUUUAUUUGGUGUUGUUCUGUGUAUUUAAGGUGGGCGGGGAACGCCCAUAUUGGGCGUUGUAUUGUUGGAACUACAUAUCUAACAAAAGUUUUGAAACUUGUAUUUUUAUUUUUGCGAACAACAAAGAGGCGAAAAAAUAAGCUGCUUAAUGCAGCGUAAAUAUCACAGCUGCUGACUAUAACUGUCUCGUCGUAAUUAGAGAAUUUGUUUCAGUCAGAAUAACACGGUGAUCGGAAACUGUUAUAUUUUACACCAUUGUGAGUGCGCCCAUCUUUAAUUAUUAAAACAACAAGGUUGUUAUUUAAACGAUGUUUUAAUGAGCGACAAUUAAUUUAAUCACCUAAUUUAUCGCCUUAAUGAGCUACAGAAACUAAUUGACCGAUAGUACGGAAGCGAGGCUACUAUGUCUUUAUUUUUUGUCUACAAGUAUGUAAUAAAAAUUACUAAUCGUGACAUUAUCUAAUAAUAUUAUAAGCCAUUUCCUAUUUUUGAUGACUCAAACGUAUUUGCAA